GCAUUGCACAUCUCGCUCUAAGUCAGUGAUAAUGAACCUUUCGAGACCGGUGUGUCCAAAUUCGGAAGAAAUUUAACACUACAUUAAGUGUAGACACAGUAGAGACAGCAGGCCGAGAUCUUCAGUUUUAUGAAGUUAAACGGAAGAUGCGUAAUGAUUAUAAUAAAUUCUUACACACAGGUUGACAAUAUGUCUGAUCUAAUUGUUACCAUCAAACAGGGAGAUCUGAAAGGUAAAAUAGACAAAGACCAAAAUGAUCAAGAUUACUACACAUUCCAUGCUAUUCCGUACGCUAAACCGCCGCUAGGAGCUCUCAGAUUUAAGGCGCCUCAACCGCCAGAAUCUUGGAAUGGAUUAAGAGAUGCUACAGAAGAAGGGAAUGAAUGUUUUUCAAGACACCCAUUGUAUCAAAAGAAGUCGGUCGGUUCUGAGGAUUGUUUAAUAUUGAACGUCUUUACUCCAGAAUUGCCCACGAAAAAGAAGCAUCUGAAACCUGUAAUGAUGUGGAUACAUGGAGGAGGAUUCAAGGUUGGCUCAAGCAAAUUGGAAAUGCAUAGUCCUGAAUUCUUAAUGACUGGCGACGUUGUUUUGGUUACAGUUAAUUUCAGAUUAGGAAUAUUCGGAUUUUUGAGUUUCGAAGACACAACUUUGAGAGUUCCCGGAAACGCGGGUUUGAAAGACCUGGUAAUGGCAUUGCGCUGGAUAAAGGAGAACAUUGAAAGUUUCAACGGGGAUCCAAAUAACGUAACAAUCUUUGGUGAGAGUUCUGGAGGAGCCUUGGUCCAUUACUUGGUGCUGUCACCAAUGGCAAAUGGGCUUUUUCAUAAGGCAAUUUGCCAAAGUGGCGUUGCUGUAAAUAUUUGGGCCAAGGGCACAAGAUGCAGACAAGAAUACAUGAGACAUUUAGGAUACGAAAAUUGCAAAAGCGAGAGAGAAAUGCUGGACAUCCUACAAAAAGCAGACAAAAAGGAUUUACUUGAUGCGCAUUGGAAAAUACCAGAUUUGAUUGAAGCUCAUGCUGGAGCACAUCGAGUAUUUGGACCAGUUGUUGAAAACUUAAGUCCAUAUGAGGAGGCGUUCUUGAGCGAUGAACCAAUAAACAUUUUAAAAUCUGGAAAAUUCAAUAAAGUUCCAAUGAUCUUUGGUUAUACUUCCAGUGAGGGUCUUAUGUUUACACUAUUCAAAGAACCUAUGAUAACCGAUUUUGAAACUAUUGUUCCAUAUACUUUGAAAUUCCCAAGAGGAAGUUCAAUGUCUAAAGUUGUUGCUGAAAAAAUUAAGCAAUUUUAUUUUGGAGAUGACGAACCAUCAGAUAACAAGCAAAACUAUCACGAUGUAAAUUAAGAAAUUUAAU
Messenger RNA from Nicrophorus vespilloides, 1354 nucleotides. RefSeq names its product putative inactive carboxylesterase 4. The coding region runs from base 130 to 1344 and encodes 404 amino acids. The record is from RefSeq and is a predicted model, not a curated record. Lineage: Eukaryota; Metazoa; Arthropoda; Insecta; Coleoptera; Silphidae. The transcript has 5 exons.